Messenger RNA from Pieris napi, 2412 nucleotides. RefSeq names its product protein Mo25 (gene Mo25). The record is from RefSeq and is a predicted model, not a curated record. The transcript is spliced from 8 exons. Gene Ontology annotation, biological process: intracellular signal transduction. Gene Ontology annotation, molecular function: protein serine/threonine kinase activator activity. Lineage: Eukaryota; Metazoa; Arthropoda; Insecta; Lepidoptera; Pieridae. Bases 191 to 1198 code for a protein of 335 amino acids.
AUUAUACACUAAUGUGUUGCGUUAGCUGUUCUACCAACAUUUCUAUUGACACUUUAAGUUUGACAGCACAGCUGUUCGAUUCUGCUGUGGUUUAUGUCUCUCAGGUGCGAAUUUAUUUUAAUAAUCUGAAAGUAAUAUCAUAUGAAGACGAGAUUACUUAGACUGCCUGUGACGAUUUAAUCGAAAUACUAUGCCCCUUUUUGGUAAAUCUCAGAAGAGCCCAGCGGAGCUUGUACGAUCUUUAAAAGAUGCCGUAACUGCUCUAGAAAGGGGGGAUAAGAAAGCAGAAAAAGCCCAAGAAGAUGUGAGCAAAAACUUGGUUUUGAUAAAAAACAUGCUGUACGGUACUUCAGAUGCAGAGCCACAAACUGAUAUCAUAGUGGCACAGCUGGCGCAAGAAUUGUACAAUACUAACCUCCUUCUUCUCCUCAUUCAAAACUUGAACCGCAUUGACUUUGAAGGAAAAAAAGAUGUUGCCCAAGUAUUUAACAAUGUGUUGAGGCGUCAAAUAGGUACUCGGUCACCAACCGUUGAGUACAUAUGUACAAAACCUGAAAUUCUGUUUACCCUGAUGUCUGGGUAUGAGCACCAAGAAAUUGCUUCAAACUGUGGCACUAUGCUAAGGGAGUGUGCUAGAUAUGAGGCUUUAGCUAAAAUAAUGUUAUAUUCUGAUGAUUUUUACAAUUUCUUCAGAUAUGUAGAAGUUUCAACAUUUGAUAUUGCCUCUGAUGCCUUUUCUACAUUUAAGGAACUGUUAACACGACACAAAAUAUUAAGUGCUGAGUUUUUAGAAGCAAAUUACGAUAAGGUGUUUAACCAUUACCAACGAUUGUUGAACUCGGAGAAUUAUGUAACUCGACGGCAGAGUUUGAAAUUACUUGGAGAACUCUUGCUGGAUCGACAUAACUUUUCAAUUAUGACCCGCUACAUCACCAACCCGGAGAAUUUGAAGUUGAUGAUGAAUAUGCUUAAAGAGAAAUCGCGUAAUAUACAGUUUGAGGCUUUCCAUGUUUUUAAGGUGUUCGUAGCCAAUCCAAACAAACCAAAACCAAUACUGGAUAUACUGCUUCGAAACCAGGAUAAAUUGGUGGACUUCCUGACCAAGUUCCACACAGACCGCUCUGAAGACGAGCAGUUCAAUGAUGAGAAGGCUUACCUUAUAAAGCAAAUUAAGGAAUUGAAGCCAUCAGAACACUAACAUUUCAUCACAUCACUUCAAAGAAAUUUACUUAACGGUAUAAUACCAAGGGUAUUUGACGUCCGCAAAAAAACUGUCAGCUUUUAACUGGAGCUGCUAGAACUGAAAUUGAUGCCACAAGUUAAAAUGGGAGAGAAUCGAAGCUUCCGACUAAUGGUGGUGUUAUAACAAAUGUCACAACUAAUAAAUGAAAUAUUAAUAAAGUUACGUCAUGAUUGCAAUCUACAUUAAUGAUAUUACAAAUGUUGAUUGAAAUAUCUUUAAACGUUGACAAAUCAACGAUAGCGACACAUCUAGCUGGCUAUAAAAUGAGGAAUUUGUAUUCUAUAUCACUUCACCUAGUUUUUUUUGUAUCUAGCUUUAUGAAUAAAGUAGUCUUCGAAAACUAAGCCAUGUGUUAGCCUUUCCUUUUUUAAUUGGAGUAGUAUUAGUAAUGCAUUGCAAUUCAAACUACAUAAUUGAGUGAAAUUCUCUAUUUAUUACCAUUUUACAUAAUAAACAAAAUAUUAAGCUUUAUACAAAAAUAAAAUUACAAACAUAAUGGAAGAACUAAAGAAAUAUUAAAGGUCUAAUGCAUUCACAAUUACAUAAGAAAGAGAUUUAUUAUUUACAUUUCUUUAAUAGUUAAUUCGCAAGAAAUUAUUAACUAAAGCAUUUUAUCAAGAUAAUCUAAUUUUCAAAACGUUCAUCGGUUAUCGCCUUUCAGGAAAUAUUAAAAUUAAGCCAUAUUUAUUAUCAUCGAAACAAAAUUAAAUACGACAAAUUUUUAGAAUAAAAAUUAAAAGAUCAAUAUAAUUUAAAUUCUGCUUUUUUCGUACAUAAUUUAUUGAACUAAAAUUGUACUAUUUUCAAAAUUCCAAAAUAAAUUAUUAAUUUACAUCCAAAGUCAGUACAAUGAAAAAUUUUACAUAGAAAAAAAUAUAAACAGUUUUAUGCUCACGCAUCUUACCUACCUAUAUUACAAAUUAUUAAAGAAAUUAAAUACCUACGCCUAAAUUCUAAUGUACAUGAAACCGAAUGACUUCAUGUAAACAUUGGGAUCUUAUUAUAUAAGUAAAAAUGUAGUGAUAGUAUACCAGGACUGAUAAAGAUAUAGAUUUUUUUGUGUACAGUACUUAACGAUAACAACGACCAUUAGAAAGAGAUAGCUUUAGUUCCGCUUGGCUACGUUCCUUGUCACUCAUUCUACUGGCGACAGCCGUUGACCGAAGCCG